GUUGUACGUGCACCCUGACUCCCCGUUCACGGGAGAGCAACUGCUGAAGCAGAUGGUGUCCUUCGAGAAAGUCAAACUCACCAACAACGAGCUGGAUCAGCACGGCCACAUCAUUUUGAACUCCAUGCACAAGUACCAGCCAAGGGUCCACAUUAUUAAGAAGAAAGACCACACGGCUUCUUUGCUGAAUCUGAAAUCGGAGGAGUUCAGGACAUUUAUCUUCCCAGAGACAGUUUUUACAGCUGUUACCGCCUACCAGAAUCAACUGAUAACCAAGUUGAAAAUUGACAGCAACCCUUUUGCUAAAGGAUUCCGGGACUCUUCCAGACUCACUGAUAUUGAGAGAGAAAGCGUUGAGAGCCUUAUCCAAAAGCAUUCCUAUGCCCGAUCCCCCAUUCGAACCUAUGGAGGAGAAGAUGAUCUUGGAGACGACACCCAGGCAACACAAAGCAGAGGGUCAGCUUUUACAACAUCUGAUAACCUGUCCCUCAGUUCCUGGGUAUCCUCUUCAACCAGUUUCCCUGGAUUUCAGCAUCCACAGUCCUUGAGUGCCCUGGGUACCAGCACUGCAUCCAUAGCUACACCCAUUCCUCAUCCAAUCCAAGGAUCUCUGCCUCCAUACAGCCGCCUGGGAAUGCCUCUUACACCCUCUGCUAUAGCCAGCUCCAUGCAAGGUAGUGGUCCCACUUUCCCUUCCUUCCACAUGCCGAGGUACCACCAUUAUUUUCAGCAGGGUCCUUAUGCAGCUAUCCAGGGACUGCGUCACUCCUCCGCAGUGAUGACGCCAUUUGUAUGA
Messenger RNA from Eurypyga helias (sunbittern), 796 nucleotides. RefSeq names its product T-box 20 (gene TBX20). Gene Ontology annotation, cellular component: nucleus. The transcript has 5 exons. Gene Ontology annotation, biological process: vasculogenesis; cell fate specification; heart looping. The record is from RefSeq and is a predicted model, not a curated record. Lineage: Eukaryota; Metazoa; Chordata; Aves; Eurypygiformes; Eurypygidae. The annotation marks the transcript as partial. Gene Ontology annotation, molecular function: RNA polymerase II cis-regulatory region sequence-specific DNA binding; DNA-binding transcription factor activity, RNA polymerase II-specific.